AUGCAAUUCGUGAGUGUGAAGAACUUGCUGAAUAUGACAAAUCCAGAUCAAAUGGAUUAUAUGGUGCAACAACGCUAUGAAAAUGGGGAUUAUUGUAAAGAAAUAGACGCUCAUCGAGUUGUCUACAGUCAAAUCAAAUGUUGUACAUUUGGAGGUAAUGACACGUACAUUUAUUUGGUGGAAGAGCAAGCAUUAUGCGAAUACAAUAUGACUGUUUGCUCACCUGUGGCAUGUGGACUUAUGCAGCAUGAUGAGUUUAUAUCGAAAGCAUUAACGAACAUGAAGGAAGACGAACGUAUUACGCUGGUCAAGAGCGUGAAAGAUAUGUUCUAUCACGCGUAUAAUGGCUACAUGACACAUGCAUUUCCACAUGGUGAUUUACAACCCCUGACGUGUCGUGGAAGCGAGUUUGAACUCGGUCGACUGCCUAUGCUUACGUUGAUUGAUACAUUAGACACUCUGGCUGUGUUAGAAAACGCAACGGAAUUUCAACGAGCAGUAAAGCUUGUGGUGGAAAAUGUAGACUAUGAUCUAGAUAUUCCAGUGUCGGUCUUUGAGACGACGAUUCGAGUACUAGGUGGGCUGUUGUCAGCGCAUCUCUUCGCCUUGAAUACCGACCUGAAGCUGUUCCCGGAAGGUGAAUAUGACGAUGCAUUGCUACGCCUUGCUGUGGACCUUGCCGAUCGGCUUAUGCCUGCAUUCAAUACUACUACGGGGAUCCCAUACGGCACAGUAAACCUAAGACGCGGAGUGCCCGAGAAUGAAACGCUUAUUGCCUCGACUGCAGGUGCUGGAUCGCUCUCUGUUGAGUUCACAAUGCUUAGCGUGCUCACAGGAGAGCCUAAAUAUGCUGCCGCAUCACGAGGAGCGGUGCGCGCACUUUUCCAGCGUCGUUCGGUAUUUGGAUUACUCGGGAAGCACAUUAAUACGCACAGUGGUCAAUGGACUGAGAGUACGUCUGGUCCAGGGUCCAAUUCUGAUAGCUUUUACGAGUAUUUGCUGAAGAUGUAUGAGCUCUUUGGUGACCGUGAAUCGUUGGAAAUGUUUAUGCAAGUUUACCCGUCAGUGCUGGCUCAUAACAGGCACGGUGACUGGUACGCUGACGUGUCCAUGCAUACAGGUUGUCUUAAUGGUUUGAAACGUAUUGUCUUUGAAAGCCUUGCAGCCUUUUGGCCUGGCGUGCAAGUUGCUGUCGGUGAUUUGAAUGGUGCCGCAGAAUCUAUGAACUCGUUCUAUCGUGUCUGGCGCGACUAUGGCUUUUUGCCUGAGCAGUUCGCUGUAAGAGAUUGGAAACCCGUGAAGUCUCGGUAUCCACUGCGGCCAGAGUUGAUUGAAUCGACACUUUAUAUGCACGAAGCCACCAACGACUCAUCGUGGCUUCGUGCUGGUGCGCAUGUGGUCCAAUCACUUCAAGAGUACGCCAAGACCUCCUGCGGCUACGCAAGUAUCGGUGACAUUGAGCGUAAGAAGCAGGAAGACUAUAUGCCUUCUUUUUUUCUUUCUGAGACAUGCAAGUACCUUUACCUGCUUUUCAAUACGACGCACUUCUUUCGAAGGGGAAAUUAUGUGUUGACUACAGAAGCCCACCCAUUUCCGAUCCUUCCAACGAAGCUUGUUGCGCCGAUUUUGCGAGCUGCCGACGCACAAGUGAGUAGCAAUAAAGUUGUAUACGGCAAUCGGUUUUCGCCCGAGCGCGUCAUGCGAUGCGAGAUACCCAAGUUCUACGACUUUAUCGAUUACUCUGUUUAUUACAAAGGCAAAUUUGUGGAACGUACAUCGCGUUGCUCUCCGCGUCUGCAAUCUCCUGUUUCAGUCCAACAGGAUAUCAAGCCAGCGACUGAAAAGAUUGCUACGACUGCGUUACACGAUACAAAGUCAACGACGACAGAAAUGGAAAUGCGAAGUCGGUUGAGAAAAGAGUCGAGAACAAGAUGA
Molecule: messenger RNA, 1935 nt
Organism: Peronospora belbahrii
Lineage: Eukaryota; Oomycota; Peronosporomycetes; Peronosporales; Peronosporaceae
Source: the annotation of a GenBank genome assembly